This is a messenger RNA of Dibothriocephalus latus, 567 nucleotides long. The record is from the annotation of a GenBank genome assembly. Lineage: Eukaryota; Metazoa; Platyhelminthes; Cestoda; Diphyllobothriidea; Diphyllobothriidae.
AUGACUGUAGUAGUGCUUGCUUCCUCAAAAUGUGACCUCAUUCCUCUCUUUCCCUCUUCUCCCCCCGAAGGCGGCUGGAUCCAUAGUUUGGCCUUCUCCGCAGACGGAGACAAACUCGCGUGGGUGAGUCACGACUCAAAGGUAUCUGUCGCUGACACGAAGGCGGCUGGUGCCAACCCUGCCAUUGUCACCACGGUGGAACACAAGUACCUGCCCUUCGCCUCCUGCAUCUGGAUUAGCCCGAAUUCGAUUUUGGCUGCGGGUCACGACUGUGCUCCUAUCGUCUUUAAUUACAAGGGACCCGAUGGCGGCAUCACUGAAGGCACUCUGGUAAUUAUUCACAGUUCAUUCUCUCUACUACCUAUAUUUUGCUUUAAACAGAUUGACGCAAAAAGUUCCUCGCAAUCGACCAAUAAGCUUUCUGCCAUGCGCAAGUUCCAGGACAUUGAUCGAAUGGCAACCACUGACAACACAGGCUCUCGUCUAGCAACCAUUCACCAGAACUCGAUCAAGUACGUCUCCACUCCCCCGUUGGUUUUUUUUUCACCUCAACUAUGUUUCACGUAG